AUGGCGGGCAUCAGCUUGUCGCAGGUGCUGGGUGCCGCCACGGGGGCGCUCGCGCUCUACUGGCUCGUGCGCAUCGCGACGGGGGACUGCAACGUCUGGCUCGCGCAUCGGACGAAGAUUCCCCCGGAGGCGUUCAAGAGGAAGGUCGUGUGGAUCACUGGUGCGAGCCAGGGCCUGGGCGAGGAGCUGGCCCUGGUGUUUGCGCGGCAGGGCGCCUUCCUCAUCCUGUCUGCGCGCCGGAAGGAGCAGCUGGAGCGCGUCAAGGCGGCCUGCCUGGCAGCGAACCCCGAGUGCAAGGCCGAGGUCCUCACGCUCGACCUCUGCGGGAGCGAGGAUGACAUCGCCAAGGCCGCGGAGGCCGCGUCGUCCUUUUACGGCGGCGCGGGCGUGGAGGUGGUGGUGCACAACGCAGGGGCCUCCCAGAGCUCCCUCGUGACCGACACCGCGCCGUCGGUGGACGAGCAGAUGAUGCGCCUGAACGUGCUCGGUCCGAUGACGCUGACGAAGAAGUGCCUCCCGGGCAUGCUCGAGCGCGGCGGCGGGAGGUUCGUGGUGGUGUCGAGCAUGGCGGCGAAACUGCCGUCGCCGGGCCAGGCCACGUACGCCGCGUGCAAGUUCGGCCUGCAGGGGUUCUUCGCGUCGAUGGCGUCCGAGCUCGCGGACCGCAACAUCCGCGUGACGCUCGCCUGCCCCGGGCCCAUCGGCACGGGCACGGAGAGCAACCCGCGCACCGUCUUCGGGAAGGACGGCGUGACGAUGGUGCAGUCGGGCGGCACCGGGAUGUCGAAGAGCCGGCUCACGCCCCCGCGCGCGGCGCAGCUCAUCGUCGCGGCGGCGGCGGCGGGGAUGGACGAGGUGUGGCUGGCCAAGAACCCCGUGCUGGCCAUCGGAUACAUCUUCCAGUUCCUGCCAGGGCUGGGGUGGGCCAUCAUGAAGCUGGUCGGGCCGUCGCGCGCGCGCUCGAUGGGCGGCGGCCCCGGGGGCAAGAAGGGCGACGGCUACUCGGUGGGGAAGAUCCUGAAGGGGGUGUUCAGCAAAAAGGACGCCUGA
Messenger RNA from Pedinophyceae sp. YPF-701, 1050 nucleotides. NCBI's taxonomy places the organism in Eukaryota, Viridiplantae, Chlorophyta, Pedinophyceae. The record is from the annotation of a GenBank genome assembly.